CGAUGGCAUCCAAAACGUCCGAUAAAGAGUCGGGUAAAGCGUCUGACACACGAUCCCCACCCAUCCCAAAUGCAGUGAUCGAUAGGAGCGAUCGGGAAGGUAGCGAGAAACAGUGGGGUUACGAUCUUUAUCCGGAGCGAAGAGGUGAAAAGUAUAAGCCCAGCUGGGGCCGGGUUCUGCUCGGUAUCGAGGGCACGGAAAAUUUGGACAAGAUCAAAUGCGAACGAAACGUUUACUCCUGCGUGAAGAAAAGUCCCAUGGUAAAGUUGAUGAUGGGAGCGUUGAAGAGUUCUGGAUGCGAAAUCGAUAUUCGAAGGCACAUCGCGUGCGAGGUGUGCGAUACAUCGGUCAGCGGUGGUUACGAUCCGGUGCUGAAUCAGGUUGUGGUUUGCCAGAAUAUUGCCCGCAACGAGGGCAUCGUGCAGGGCGUACUGACGCACGAAAUGAUCCACAUGUUCGACUACUGUAACAAUAAUUUGGAUUUUAAAAAUAUCGAUCAUUUAGCGUGCACGGAAAUUCGUGCAGCCAAUCUGACGCACUGUUCCUUUCUGAGUGCGUGCACGCAGGGUGAUGCUUCACCGUUCAAAAUCAAACAGGCACAUGCGGACUGCGUGAAAACCAAAGCCCUUAAUUCGGUACUGGCCGUGCGUAAGGUCAGUCCGGAAGAGGCUAUCGCUGCAGUGGAACGGGUGUUUCCUAAGUGCUAUAACGAUCUGGAACCGAUCGGUCGCCGAAUACGAAGAAAUUCGAAGGAUAUGUACAAAGCAUACCUGGAAGGUCCAAUGUACGGGUACGAUGUGGAUUAGCAAGCUCGUUUUUACUGGCAUUUUGUUGCAAUAAAUGGUUGGCGGUAGUAGUAGUGAAA
Messenger RNA from Anopheles maculipalpis, 865 nucleotides. RefSeq names its product mitochondrial inner membrane protease ATP23 homolog. The transcript is spliced from 3 exons. Gene Ontology annotation, cellular component: extrinsic component of mitochondrial inner membrane. Bases 3 to 806 code for a protein of 267 amino acids. Gene Ontology annotation, biological process: mitochondrial proton-transporting ATP synthase complex assembly; mitochondrial protein processing. Gene Ontology annotation, molecular function: metalloendopeptidase activity. The record is from RefSeq and is a predicted model, not a curated record. Lineage: Eukaryota; Metazoa; Arthropoda; Insecta; Diptera; Culicidae.